AUGUUCGCAGACCUUCCCGUACUCAAAGACAGCUCCCAUCCUCUUAGAAAGCCGCUCCGUUUUCUUCUGAUGUGGCUUCUAGAGUCUCUGCAGCCCUCUAGCACUACCGACAGCCCAUCUUAUUUUAAUUUUUUUAGGUAUCUAAAGGAAUUUAGGACAGAGCAGUGCCCCCUAUUUUUGCAGCACAAGUGUACCCAGCACAGACCAUUUACCUGUUUUCAUUGGCAUUUCCUAAAUCAGCGUCGUCGUAGACCUAUACGAAGGCGUGAUGGGACUUUUAACUACAGUCCAGAUGUUUAUUGUACAAAAUAUGAUGAGACUACAGGAAUCUGUCCAGAUGGAGAUGAUUGCCCUUACCUGCAUCGAACAACAGGGGAUACAGAAAGGAAGUAUCAUCUCAGGUAUUACAAGACUGGAACAUGCAUUCAUGAAACAGAGGCCCGGGGUCACUGUAUGAAGAAUGGAAUUCACUGUGCCUUUGCUCAUGGUCCACAUGACCUGAGAACACCAGUUUAUGAUAUAAGAGAACUUCAGGCACAUGAAACCUUACAGAAUGGGCAGCUAGGAUGCGGUGAAGGCAUUCCAGAUCUACAGCCAGGAAUUUUAGCAAGCCAGGCAAUGAUUGAGAAGAUCCUUAGUGAAGAUCCAAGAUGGCAGGACACAAAUUUUGUAUUAGCUGGCUACAAGACAGAACAGUGUUCCAAGCCACCCAGACUCUGCCGCCAGGGUUAUGCAUGUCCACACUAUCACAAUAGUCGAGAUAGAAGACGAAGUCCCAGAAAAUUCAAAUACAGGUCCACUCCUUGCCCCAGUGUAAAACAUGCAGAUGAAUGGGGUGAACCUUCAAGGUGUGAAAGUGGGGAUAGCUGUCAAUAUUGUCAUUCUCGUACAGAGCAACAGUUUCAUCCUGAGAUAUAUAAAUCUACAAAGUGCAAUGACAUGCGCCAAACAGGUUACUGUCCACGUGGUCCAUUUUGUGCAUUUGCACAUGUUGAAAGGAUUCCUUCAACAGAGGACACCAUGAAUGUAGUCAUACUGCAAACUGGUUGUCAGUCAAAGCCAGACGCUCACCUGUUUUCAACAGACAGCAUAGGAAUUGCAAAUGAAUGGAGCAGCAGUCUUAACUCUACAAACAGCAUUACAAAUAGCAGUGGGCAGUCUGGAAAUGCAAGGCAUCGAAGCUUUCCAGCUGAGAAUCAGCAGAAAAUAAAUGAACAAGACAACAAGCAGAAUCAUCUCGGUGUUUUUUCAGUGGUUAACCCACUUGCUUCAAGUAUAACUUCCAGUCUGGCAUCCAGUGUUGGAUCAGAUAGUUCAUCUCCUACAACUGUCUCUGCUCUCAGCACCAAAGCUCUCCCAUUCUAUUCUGGCAAUAACACAGUUGAAUUUGUAAUAGGUUCUGCUUUAGAUUUGCAUUUUAAUAAUGUGAACGUUGCACCCAUAGAUAGAGAAACAGAAGAUCAAGACAGCAGUGACCUUGGAUUACCAAGUCGAAGGUUACUGGGAAGUUCAGCACCUGUCAAUAUUCCAGGCUCUCUUGUUUGUUCCUCAUCUUUGCAUUCAUCAUCAUCCCUUUCAGCCUCUCCACUCAGUUCUCUUUCACAGUCACUCUCUCAGACUUUUGUUUCAUCCACUGUGGCUCCUCAGCCUCUGAAGACAGAACAUAGUAUGUUAGGUACCUCAGCCUCUUCUCACAACUCUUUAGGUUUAAAUGGGGUUACAGGGAGCAUUUGGGACUUUGUAGCUGGGGGUUUCUCCCCUAGUCCAUCCCCAGUACUGAGCAGCGGCCCUGGCCCCUCAAUAAGUGCAAACACCAGUGGGAAUGAGCUAACUCGAGUAAGACAGGAACUUGAUGAUGCCAAGAGAAAGCUAAAACAGUGGGAAGAAUCUUGGCAGCAAGUAAAACAGGCAUGUGAUGCAUGGCAAAAAGAGGCUCAAGAAGCAAAAGAACGUGCUGACAUUGCAGAUGCAGACAAACAACUCGCUCUUCAGAAGAAGCAGGAAGUGGAAAAUAAGUUAAAAAAGCUGAAGGUGCAACUGGCUGUUUGUCUAUCUACUACAUUACCUUAUAUGAAAAAUGAUGGAGAUACAGAGAAGAUAUCCUUGCCAAAGCUUCGUUCCUUACAGAAUCGACUGCACUUAGAUUUAGAAACAAUAGAUGAGGUGAUUUUUCAGCUUCAGUCAAAGAAGUGUAUUGUAUGUCAGGAAGGUGAUCGUAACAUUAUCCUGAACCCAUGUCAACAUUAUGUACUUUGUGAUCACUGUGCAGCUGCACAAGAAGAAUGUCCCUGCUGCAAGAAAAACAGUAAUCUGUG
Messenger RNA from Chaetura pelagica (chimney swift), 2315 nucleotides. It is a transcript of the gene UNKL, whose product is annotated as unkempt family zinc finger-like. The annotation marks the transcript as partial. Lineage: Eukaryota; Metazoa; Chordata; Aves; Apodiformes; Apodidae. The transcript is spliced from 15 exons. The record is from RefSeq and is a predicted model, not a curated record. Gene Ontology annotation, molecular function: metal ion binding.